Penicillium angulare is the source of this 1068-nucleotide messenger RNA. RefSeq names its product Ldh family oxidoreductase. NCBI's taxonomy places the organism in Eukaryota, Fungi, Ascomycota, Eurotiomycetes, Eurotiales, Aspergillaceae. The record is from RefSeq and is a predicted model, not a curated record. The transcript has a single exon. Bases 1 to 1068 code for a protein of 355 amino acids. Gene Ontology annotation, molecular function: oxidoreductase activity.
AUGGCUGAUCCUUCUCAACAAGUCCAUCAUAUUAAGCCUGCAGAUCUAGAGGCCCUUGUUCAGGGCAUUCUAACCGGGAACGGAGUAUCUCCUGAUCAUGCUAGCACCGUGUCGAGAUGUCUUCUAAUGGCAGAUCUCCGGGGCGUCGACACGCACGGUUCAAACCGUAUACCGUCGUACAUGAAGCGAAUUCGUGAAAAGGUGUUGGACCCCAUAGCUGUUCCUGAGCUCAGCCAAACAACGCCCGUGGUGGCCUCUGUUGAUGGGAAGAACGCAUUUGGAUUUGUUUCCGCCCACAUGGGUAUGGAAAGAGCGAUCGAAAUGGCCAAGGUAUUCGGUAUCGGCAUGGUUUCCAUCAAACACUCUAACCACUUUGGCAUGUCUGCCUGGCUGGUGGAACAAGCUAUCGACGCCGGCAUGAUGUCUCUCGUUUUCACCAAUUCAUCACCAGCACUUCCGGUAUGGGGCGGCAAAUCCAAACUUAUGGGUGUAUCCCCCAUCGCCUGCGGUGCCCCUGCCGGAAAAGAACGCCCAUUUAUUCUCGAUAUGGCGCCCUCGGUUGCAGCACGAGGCAAAAUUUACAAAGCUCUACGAAGAGGGGAGAAAAUCCCAACUGAUUGGGCCCUUGAUAAGGAAGGAAAUAUCACUGAUGACCCUGCUAGCGCCCUUGAAGGCGUCAUGCUUCCUAUGGGAGGACCCAAGGGUUCUGCUCUUUCUAUCAUGAUGGAUGUUUUCUCCGGCGUCUUUUCUGGAUCUGCGUUUGCAGGCCAUGUCACAAAUCCAUAUGACCCCUGCAAGCCAGCUGACGUUGGACAUUUCUUGGUCGCGAUAAAGCCUGACUUGUUUAUGGAUCUGGAGGACUUCAAGUCGCGCAUGGACUAUCUUUAUCAGCGAGUAGUGGGAAGUGACAAAAUGGGAGGUAUUGAUCGUAUCUACUUCCCUGGUGAAAUUGAGCAGAUCACUCGGGAUGAGCGAUUGGCGGGUGGGAUCCCUUUCACGCGGGCGGAGAUCGAUGCGUUGAAUGAGGAAGCAAAAAGUGUGGGAGCGGCAAGCUUGAAUUUUGACUGA